Molecule: messenger RNA, 1004 nt
Organism: Tripterygium wilfordii
Lineage: Eukaryota; Viridiplantae; Streptophyta; Magnoliopsida; Celastrales; Celastraceae
Product: peptidyl-prolyl cis-trans isomerase CYP57-like
Exons: 6
Coding region: 194-799 (201 amino acids)
Source: RefSeq, a predicted model, not a curated record
AUUCAGAAAUAGCUACGGUGUCGUUUUAUAUAAAAUUUUCACCGUUUCUUGUUUUACAAAGAACGGCACUUCGAGUUCGAGCCUCGACUCUGGUGGUUCCCGAGUGGGCAGGGGCAACAAACUCGAUCCAGAAAAUACGAAGAAAGCCUCAAAUCUUCUUUGAGACACAGCAUUGAAUCGCCGAUAAUAGGCAAUGUCGUCAGUAUACGUGUUGGAGCCACCAACGAAGGGGCUGGUUAUACUGAACACGAUGUACACCAUAUUUGAUCGAUUCAUCAAGGGCUUCAUUGUCCAGAGCGGCGAUCCCACCUGCACGGCUGCACCGGCGAAGUUUUCAGGUUACUGGGGAAGUGGGGAUUCAAUAUAUAAUCUUCUUAGCCUUGGUGAGGUUGAAACUGAUAAAGAUGAUCGGUCUUUGGAUCCACCCCCAAGAAUAAAAUCAGUUGAGGUUUUGUUGUAUCCAUUUGAAGAUGUUGUUCCAAGGGGACCUCCAAAGCCUAUCUUUCAAUCCACAACUGAUACGGAAAACAAGGACCCAAAGAAGAAAGCUGUGAAAAAGCUGAACUUGCUUUCUUUUGGAGGAGAAACUGAAAAAGAAGAGAAGGAAUUGGCAACUGUAAAUGAUGCUCCCCUCCUUAACGAAGAAAUUCCAAUUGCAGAAGUGGAUCAUAUGUCUCGCAAUGUGGACCACCCAAAUGAUUAUGUUGUGCAUGACCCACUUGUGGAGAAGGGAAAGGAGAAUACGCAAGCCAAGCAAAAGAGACGAGAACGGGAAUGGGCGGGCAAAUCUCUUACUUGAUUUGUGCUGUGAAAAUUGCCAAACUCUUGAGCUUUUGGUUUAUAUAGGAUUAAAUGAAUGAAUUGGGGACCAAAAAUGCCAGUGGAAGAUGGGGAGCAAUUUUGACUAACUUGUUCUUACCUCGAGGUUUCCUUUUAGCAAGAGGGUCUUCAAUAACUAAAAGGUACAAUUCUACAGCUGCUUCUCACCACCUCCUGGUAUAGUG